AUGGAGAGACCCUCCAACACUAGCAGGUUUGGAAUUCACCCAGUUGCAGGCCGGAUGCCUGGUCAGCUUAAUGUGCUGCUGGCUGAGGCUGGGGUACCGUACGAUAUUGUGUUGGAGAUGGAUGAGAUCAACCAUGAUUUCCCAGACACUGAUUUGGUCCUUGUAAUUGGAGCUAAUGACACUGUUAAUUCAGCGGCUCAAGAAGACCCCAACUCUAUUAUUGCAGGCAUGCCAGUCCUCGAGGUCUGGAAAUCAAAGCAGGUCAUUGUUAUGAAGAGGUCCUUAGGUGUUGGCUAUGCUGCAGUGGACAAUCCAAUCUUCUACAAACCUAACACAGCCAUGCUUCUAGGCGAUGCCAAGAAGACGUGUGAUGCCCUUCAGGCGAAAGUUAGAGAAUCCUACCAGAAGUAAAACAUAAAGAUCAAGCUGUUGUCUAACAAAGCCACCUCUUCACUUGUGGGAACAGGCAAAUAAGUUAUUAACAUAUACAACUGAUACACAUCUAUAUCAGAGCUCUUGAAAGAAAAGGAAGACUCUGAAGAAAGCAAAGCAAAUACAGGGAAAAAUUUCAAGAGCAACAAUCCCUCAAUUUUAAAAAAAGGAUUGACAAGUCUAAAUGUCUUCCUGUGCAUAGUUUUUGUGUUACGAAUUCCAAAAGUAUUUUACACAAGGAGAAGGAACAGCGUCAUUUUAGAUGUAAUCCAUUUGGAUUUUCCUCAACAGUCAGCAGUGUUUUAAGAAAUUAGUCUUUAUGAAUUUUUUAGGACUUACAUUAUACAUAGAUUUGAAAAAAUCUGACUCAGUGUAAACAUUACAGCCACCUGCAUUUAUGUGUUUUCAACAAAUGUGACUAAUUUGAAACUUUCAUCAACUCUUGAGCUGUCCUCUUACCAUUUAACCAUAAUCUGAAUUAAACAUAUCACAUCAGUUUCAAUUUUUCAAACUGUACUUCUGAUUCUAUAUUUCAGGGGUGUAUUUUCUCACUUCUAUUUUAAUACAUUAAAGGACUAGAUAAUCUUUCAGAGAUGCUGGAAACAAAUCAUUUGCUUUGUAUGUUUCAUUAGAACACCAAUGAAACAUACAAUUUGAAAUCAGCAUUAAUUGUAUUUUUUAAACCCCAUUUCCAAUUGGAGAUCUCUCUAAUUUCAAUCAAUUUAUAAUGUGUAGUACUGUGUUAAGUGCACUUGAAUGGAAUUCAACUAUUUGACUAAUAAAAUGAG
Messenger RNA from Globicephala melas (long-finned pilot whale), 1220 nucleotides. The record is from RefSeq and is a predicted model, not a curated record. Lineage: Eukaryota; Metazoa; Chordata; Mammalia; Artiodactyla; Delphinidae.